Molecule: messenger RNA, 1769 nt
Organism: Brienomyrus brachyistius
Lineage: Eukaryota; Metazoa; Chordata; Actinopteri; Osteoglossiformes; Mormyridae
Gene: cstf1
Product: cleavage stimulation factor, 3' pre-RNA, subunit 1
Exons: 5
Coding region: 1-1296 (431 amino acids)
Biological process (GO): mRNA 3'-end processing
Cellular component (GO): mRNA cleavage stimulating factor complex
Molecular function (GO): protein binding; RNA binding
Source: RefSeq, a predicted model, not a curated record
AUGUACCGCCCCAAACCAACGCUAAGAGACCGACAGCAUCUGUACAAGCUGAUCAUCAGCCAGCUUCUGUAUGACGGCUAUACCAACAUCGCGAACAGCCUGAUUAACGAGGUGAAGCCACAGAGCGUGGUGUCGCCGUCUGAGCAGCUCAUGCAGCUCGCCAAGAUGGGGAUGGAGAACGAUGACAGUGCUGUGCAGUAUGCUAUUGGGCGCUCGGACACGGUAGCGCCAGGAACUGGUAUUGACCUGGAGUUCGACGCUGACGUCCAGACCAUGUCACCAGAGGCUUCGGAGUACGAGACCUGCUAUGUGACAUCGCACAAGGGGCCGUGCCGGGUGGCCACGUACAGCCGUGAUGGCCAGCUCAUAGCCACGGGCUCCGCCGAUGCUUCCAUCAAGAUCCUGGACACGGAGCGCAUGCUCGCCAAGAGCGCCAUGCCCAUUGAGGUGAUGAUGAAUGAGACUGCCCAACAGAACAUGGAGAACCAUCCGGUGAUCCGGACACUCUACGAUCACGUGGAUGAGGUUACUUGUCUGGCGUUUCACCCGACAGAGCAGAUCCUAGCUUCGGGGUCACGGGAUUAUACCCUCAAACUGUUCGAUUACUCCAAGCCAUCUGCUAAGAGAGCAUUCAAGCACAUACAGGAAGCAGAAAUGCUGCGUUCCAUCUCCUUCCACCCGUCGGGGGACUAUCUCCUGGUCGGGACGCAGCACCCAACCCUGCGGCUCUAUGACGUCAACACCUUCCAGUGCUACGUAUCUUCCAACCCCCGGGACCAGCACACGGAUACCAUCUCGGGCGUCAGCUACAACUCCAGCGCCAAUAGCUACGUCACUUGCAGUAAGGACGGCAGCAUCAAGCUGUGGGACGGCGUGUCCAACCGCUGCGUCGCCACGUUCGAGAAGGCCCACGACGGCGCCGAGGUCUGCUCUGCCGUCUUCUCCAAGAACUCCAAAUACAUCCUGUCCAGCGGAAAAGACUCGGUGGCAAAGCUGUGGGAGAUAUCUACUGGCCGCACGCUGGUCAAGUACACAGGCGCGGGUUUGAGCGGCCGGCAGAUGCACCGCACACAGGCGGUGUUCAACCACACGGAGGACUACGUUCUGCUCCCGGACGAGCGCACCAUCAGCCUGUGCUGCUGGGAUUCUCGCUCCGCCGAGAGGAAGAACCUGCUGUCGCUGGGUCACAACAACAUUGUGCGCUGCAUCGUGCACUCGCCGACCAACCCCGGCUUUAUGACCUGCAGCGACGACUUCAGGGCUCGCUUCUGGUACCGGCGCACAACUACAGACUAAAGGGACGCCAAAAAUAAGCCUUCCCAAAAGCCCCUCCCCCUUUCCAAGCAUCGCGAUGUAGAUACAUCAGCAACAGAGCCAGGGUGUUUUGCACGAUGAAGAUAAUGAAGAUAGUACAAGAUUAAAUGUUAAUUUAAGUUUCGUUCAGAGAGAGUUGACAAAGAAACCGUUUGAAUUGCACGGCGUUGUUUAGAAUUAUUGUUUAGUCACUGAAUGACAUUAGCUUAGGUACCACUACUGGAUGGCACCAUUUUGCUGUUUUCAACGGGUCAUCACUCUUAAAGUAGACUGAGAAUAUUUAGGUCAUGACAUCAGUCGGCAAGAUCUGAAUUUCAAUCGUGGUUUUUGUUGCUGAUGAAUAUCUAAAACUAGGUUUCAUCUGAUGAUUCUUUUGUUUGUUUGUUUGUUUUUUUAGCUGUAAUUAUUGGUCGCUGAUGUUUUUUUUCAUUAAACCAUAUUCAUGUACAGUGAAA